AUAAUUGUUUCCAACACAGUACAACUCCCAUCUCCAUUUCCCCAAUGGCAAAUGUUGGGUUAAAAGGAUGCUAACUUUUAAUUCUUUCUUCUUUUUUCCUAUUACCAUUAUUCUCUUUCUAUCUUCUUCUUCUUAUUCUUCUUCAAUCCUCUCUCUAUUGUUCUUAGAACAAAGAUUCAAUGCUGCCUGCCUAGCUCUGGAUGAGAGAGAGAGAGAAAGGGCAGUGUUGAGUGAAAAAGAUAAGGUGAAUUUUAUCCAAUUUCUGGGUCUGACCCACUUCUUCUUUUCUUCUGAUCCUCUUAUUCUUCUAUGCUCUAAAGUUCCCAGAAAAUUUUUGCCUUGCAUUUACUCUGGAGCCUCUCAUCUCUGCUGACUUUCUUUGUAAAAGUGGCACCCAUCAGAUUCAAUAGUCAAUGUCGUUUCGUAGUAUAGUUCGGGAUGUUCGGGAUAGCUUCGGGAGCUUAUCGAGACGCAGCUUCGACGUGAGGCUGUCCGGUCACCAAAGGGGCAGAUCCCACGGUUCAUUUCACGAAUUGAGUGACCACCCGUCUAUAAUUCAGACCAGUUGUUGGGCUAAUCUCCCGACCGAGCUCCUUUUCGACGUAAUCCGAAGGUUAGAGGAGAGCGAGAGCGCAUGGCCCGCUCGCAAGCACGUCGUUGCGUGUGCUGCAGUUUGCCGGUCGUGGAGGAGUAUGUGCAAAGAGAUCGUCAGAGGUCCGGAAAUUUGCGGGAAAAUCACUUUUCCGGUUUCCCUAAAGCAGCCCGGGCCUCGUGAUGGAACUAUCCAAUGCUUCAUCAAGCGGGACAAGUCUAACUUAACCUACCAUCUUUUCUUGUGUCUUAGCCCAACUUUGCUAGUUGAAAACGGGAAGUUCCUUCUCUCCGCAAAGAGAACGAGGCGAACUACUAGCACCGAGUAUGUUAUCUCGAUGGAUGCUGAGAACAUCUCGAGAUCCAACAACACGUACAUUGGAAAAUUGAGAUCGAAUUUUCUGGGGACGAAGUUCUUGAUAUACGACACGCAGCCCCCGUGUACUGGGGCGCCCGUCGGGGCACCCGGAAGGACGAGCCGGAGAUUCUCUUCCAAGAAAGUAUCUCCCAAAGUUCCGACGGGGAGCUACAACAUAGCUCAGGUAACAUACGAGCUAAACGUGCUGGGAACCCGAGGGCCUCGAAGGAUGCACUGCAUCAUGCAGUGUAUUCCCGCCUCGGCCCUCGAUGCUGAUGGCAUAGUGCCCGGCCAGCCCGAGGUUCUCCCGAGGCCCCUCGAGGACUCGUUCCGAAGCAUCUCGUUCUCGAAGGCCCUCGACCACUCCACCGAGUUCAGCAGUGCAAGAUUCUCCGAUAUCGGUGUAUCGGGCGAUGACGGGAAGGCCCCGCCCUUAGUUCUGAAGAACAAGGCGCCCCGGUGGCACGAGCAAUUGCAGUGCUGGUGCCUCAACUUUCGAGGGCGGGUCACGGUUGCGUCUGUCAAGAACUUCCAGCUGAUCGCUGCCGCUCCGCCACCGCCACCGCCACUGCCGCUGCCGCCUGCUGGUGGACCGACGACGACCUCCCAACCGCCAAGCCAGCCGGAUCACGACAAGAUCAUCCUGCAAUUCGGGAAGGUUGGGAAAGAUAUGUUCACCAUGGAUUAUCGCUAUCCCCUCUCUGCAUUUCAGGCUUUUGCCAUCUGCUUAAGCAGCUUUGACACCAAAUUGGCUUGUGAAUAAGGAAAGAAUAUUCUUCCAUCAUUUUGGCUGUCAUUUCCUCCAUUAGAGAUUUCAAUAUUGUAAAACAGAUUAAACUGAUUUGCCUUGUCUGCUUACCUUUCUAGUUUUAACAUAAUCUAAGCCGCCUAUUCUUAACUGUCACAA
Messenger RNA from Ipomoea nil (Japanese morning glory), 1856 nucleotides. Its product is annotated as tubby-like F-box protein 10. Gene Ontology annotation, molecular function: protein binding. The transcript is spliced from 5 exons. The record is from RefSeq and is a predicted model, not a curated record. The coding region runs from base 414 to 1712 and encodes 432 amino acids. Lineage: Eukaryota; Viridiplantae; Streptophyta; Magnoliopsida; Solanales; Convolvulaceae.